AUGGGUGUCAAAAGAAUUAAAAUUAUUGGGGAUUCAAACUUGGUGCUGAGUCAAUUACAAGGAAAUUUCGCCGUGAAGGAACCAGCAUUGGCACCAUAUCGUACAGCUGCUGAAAGGCUUGUUCGUUCGUUCAAACAAGUUGUGUUGGAACAUAUCCCGGGAGUCACUAAUAGAUAUGCUGAUGCGUUGGCCACUUUGGGGUCGAGGCUCUCAUUUAUUGAAGAACAGCCCAAUAUUGCAGUAAUCAAGAAGGACACGCCAGUUGUUGAAGCAAUGGCUCAAGAGGAGCAGCUGGAAGAGGAUGACUGGAGGAGGCUUGUGAAAGAAAAAAUAGGCCAAGGAAGCAACAUCAAAGAAUUGAAGGAUUAUGCGAUCAUCUUUGGGGAACUGUACAGACGCCUUCCGGGAGGUAUUUUGACCCGCUGCAUAGGGAUAACAGAAGCACAGGAGAAGCUUCAAGAGGUACAUGAGGUCACUUGCAAUUUGGAGCCAAUAAUCAGCUUGUACCGGCGCCUGCAGCGCAAGGGUUAUUACUGGCCAGAAAUGAGGAAACAAGCAGCUGAAAUACAAGCCAAUUGUCCCAAGUGUGCAAAGAUACCUUCCACCGAGGAAUCAUUCACCGUCUCGUUUGCGGAGGAUUGGAGGGCUCCAUACUUGGCAUCCUUCAUCAAUGGGGUCUUGCCAACCAAUCCCAAGCAUGCACGCAAGCUCAAAAGGACAAUGAAAAGAUACUUCAUAGAUGGGUCAACUCUUUACCGUAAGGGGUUUAAUGGUGAGCCAUUAAAAUGCUUGGGAAAGUCAGAGGCACAGCAAGUCAUGCAAGAGAUUCAUGCUGGAGAAUGUGGUGAGCACCAAGGAAUGAAGAAGCUUUACCGGCAGCUGCUGAGUGUUGGGUAUUAUUGGCCUACAAUGAAGAAUGAUGCAUACGACUUUGUGAAGAGGUGUCACACAUGUCAAGUUCAUGCCAAUUUAAGUCAUAAGCCUCCCACGCUGCUGCAAGACAUGCGCACUCCUUGGCCCUUCCAUACUUGGGGGCUUGAUUUGAUCGGGACUAUCCAUCCACCAUCCGACAGCUACAUAUGGAUCCUCACGGCCACCGAAUAUUUCACAAAGUGGGUAGAAGCGGUUCCCUUGCGGAAGGCCACGGGAGCUGCCGUUGCCAAUUUCAUCCGUUGA
Molecule: messenger RNA, 1176 nt
Organism: Prunus armeniaca (apricot)
Lineage: Eukaryota; Viridiplantae; Streptophyta; Magnoliopsida; Rosales; Rosaceae
Source: the annotation of a GenBank genome assembly